Messenger RNA from Fusarium pseudograminearum CS3096, 1566 nucleotides. RefSeq lists its product as uncharacterized. Bases 1 to 1566 code for a protein of 521 amino acids. Gene Ontology annotation, molecular function: protein-folding chaperone binding; misfolded protein binding. Lineage: Eukaryota; Fungi; Ascomycota; Sordariomycetes; Hypocreales; Nectriaceae. The record is from RefSeq and is a predicted model, not a curated record. Gene Ontology annotation, biological process: protein folding in endoplasmic reticulum. The transcript is spliced from 2 exons. Gene Ontology annotation, cellular component: endoplasmic reticulum.
AUGCAUAUCAACAUUGCUGCUCUCGCAGUCGCCGCUACGACCUUACUCGCUUCGGCCAACGCCCUAUCGCCUCAAGAUAUCCCAGCCAAUCUUCCCGUUGCGCAGCUCCUUACGUCGGCGCAGUCGCAUUUGUCUCGUGGCGAAACCAACGAGGCUCUCGUCUACUACGAUGCGGCCAUCGCCCGUGAUCCCACCAACUACCUGACUAUCUUCAAAAGGGCCACGACGUACCUCUCCUUGGGCCGAACCUCGCAGGCAACCGACGACUUCAACAAAGUACUGUCGCUUAAGCCUGGCUUCGAGGGCGCACAUCUUCAACUCGCUAGGCUACGUGCCAAAGCAGGAGACUGGGAGGUUGCAAAGACGCAGUAUGGUCUUGCUGGGAAGCCCCCUGGCUCUGCUGAGGUCGUAGAGCUUGAAGAAGCCAAGCUGGCGGCGAAGCUGGCUGAGAUGGCUGGCAAGGGAGAGAAAUGGGAUGAGUGUGUCAGUCAUGCUGGCACAGCCAUCACCGUUGCCAGUCGAUCCCCCCAUUUGCGCGAACUUCGAGCGCACUGUCGCUUCGAGCUUGGUGACGUCGAGGUGGGUAUGAGUGAUCUGCAACAUGUGCUUCAUAUGAAGCCUGGAGAUACAAGCCCACACAUUGUUAUCUCCGCUACCUCGUUCUAUGCAUUAGGUGACAUGGGAAAUGGUAUUGGGCAGGUCAAGAAGUGCCUCCAGUCUGAUCCAGACUCCAAAGUCUGCAAGAAGUUGCACAAACAGGAGAAGAAGGUGGAGAAGGCAUACAAGAAGAUAGAGGGACAACUCGGCCGAUCUCAGCCUACCACAGCAGGAAGGGCAUUAGUUGGUACCGCUGAUGAACCUGGCCUGGUCCCUGAUGUUCAACAGCAGGUGAAGGAAUUGAAGGAGAACAAGAGCAUCCCCAAGAACGCCAGGAUACAGCUACUGGAAAGCUUGAUCGAGCUCACAUGCCAAGCAUACACAGAGUCAAGCCACAAAGACGCUGCCAAAUAUUGCGACGAGUCAUUGCAAAUGAACCCCGACUCUUUUUGGGGCCUUCUCCAUAAGGGCAAGGCUCAGUUGAAGAGUGAACUUUACGAUGCCGCUAUUGCUACCCUACAGAAAGCCGCUGAACUUCGUCCUGAUCAGAAGGACAAGGUCAACCCCAUCCUUAACAAGGCUCAUAUCGCUCUGAAGCGCAGCAAAACAAAGGACUACUACAAGGUCCUUGGUGUCGAACACGAUGCCGACGAACGCCAGAUCAAGUCCGCCUACCGCAAACAGUCCAAGAUCUUCCACCCUGACAAGGCUGCCCAGCAAGGUAUUUCCAAGGAGGAUGCUGAGAAGAAGAUGGCCAGCAUCAACGAAGCAUAUGAAGUACUUAGCGACCCCGAAUUGCGAGCGCGUUUCGACAACGGCGAUGACCCUAACUCGCAGGAAGCACCCAGGAACCCAUUCCAGCAGGGCAACCCCUUCGGCGGCGGCGGUGGACAUCCUUUCAUGUUUCAGCAAGGCGGUGGUGGCCCAAACAUCAAGUUCCAGUUUGGAGGUCAACAGUUCGGCUUCUAA